Messenger RNA from Fonsecaea nubica, 1029 nucleotides. RefSeq lists its product as hypothetical. The coding region runs from base 1 to 1029 and encodes 342 amino acids. The record is from RefSeq and is a predicted model, not a curated record. Lineage: Eukaryota; Fungi; Ascomycota; Eurotiomycetes; Chaetothyriales; Herpotrichiellaceae. Gene Ontology annotation, molecular function: single-stranded DNA binding. Gene Ontology annotation, cellular component: mitochondrial nucleoid; mitochondrial chromosome. The transcript has 7 exons. Gene Ontology annotation, biological process: recombinational repair; interstrand cross-link repair.
AUGUCGAAACAGGAUAGCUUGGUACAGGCCGAGGCCGCCGACGAUGAACUUGAUGAGUGGGACCAACGGAUUUUCAGUACGGGCUGUGCUGAGGAGCAACUGCGCAUGAACGAUUGCUACUAUGAGAAGAAAGACUGGAGAGCUUGCAAGGCCGAAUUCAUCCGCAUCCGCUGGAUAAGAACACUGUUACUCUCAGAAUUUGGCAAGAUUUCUCUUCCGUUUCUCAUCGCAGCCACAGAAAAUGUCGCCAGCUACUCGAAUACCUUUCAAGAUCUUGAGCGCAUCAACGGCUCAGCGGCUCUCUGCUUCCUCCAUUACCCUGUGCCGCUCAUUUCUCGAGACCUCCCUUCCAUAGCUCGUCUCGCAGGGACUACACCAGCCUCAGAGCAGCCAGCAAAGACCACCUCCCCUCCUCAAGCAACGCCGACAGACCCCAAGCGCCAUUCUUUCGACAACCUCGAGGAUCAGCCGUUGACUUUACAAGAAGAUGACCCCUCAAAAGUGGACUGGACGAGGUCUUUUCACGGUCUCUCCGUAGAGCCAUUCUCUAAAGAGGCUGCGGAUGCAUUGCAGGCACCGUUAUCUCCUGAGGACAUCGAGAUCAAGCCAGACGGCAUCAUUUAUCUCCCAGAGAUCAAAUAUCGACGAAUCCUUAACAAAGCUUUUGGACCUGGCGGCUGGGGAUUGGCCCCAAGAAGCGAGACAAUAGUCACGGAGAAGUCUGUAACACGGGAAUAUGCAUUACUGGCUCAUGGAAGACUUGUUUCGAUUGCGCGCGGAGAGCAAGAUUAUUUCACGAAAGAGGGUAUUCCGACCGCUGUCGAGGGCUGCAAAUCCAAUGCAAUGAUGCGGUGCUGUAAGGACCUGGGUGUUGCCAGUGAGCUCUGGGAUCCUCGCUUCAUUCGCAAGUUUAAGGCAGAAUACACUCGAGAGGUCUUUGUCGAGCACCAAGUCACAAAGAGGAAGACCAAGAUUCACUUGCGGAAGGGUGACCCUGUUCCCUACCCUUACGCCGAGUUGAAGAAAUAA